This is a messenger RNA of Ilex paraguariensis (yerba mate), 1578 nucleotides long. The record is from the annotation of a GenBank genome assembly. NCBI's taxonomy places the organism in Eukaryota, Viridiplantae, Streptophyta, Magnoliopsida, Aquifoliales, Aquifoliaceae.
UUGUUGACAUAGACAUUGUGUUUCUUCAACCUCAUCUAAGUAAAGCAAACACCACCCUGAAAGCUUCAACUAAGGAUCGUUUUGGUGCAUACACAAGUAAAGAUGACAAAGUGAAGACUGAAAGUUACUAAGAGUGAGAGAGAGAGAGAACUGUUUUUUGUUAAAUUAGAGGCAAGAGCUGAAGGUGAUUUGAAGAGGCUAAUAAGCUUAACAAAUGAUGGCAGAAAACCCCAACUGGUGGAGCUUGAACGACAUGCGUCCACAAUACCUGCCGCGUUCUAGUUUCUUAUCACCUUCUCCUCCUGUUUUCCCUUCUCAAUAUGUCUCUGGAUCUUCUUCACUGCCUCUGAACUCUUUGGCCGAUCAUGAUACCCAGAAUUUUCCCCAGUCGUGGAGCCAACUGCUUCUUGGUGGAUUGGCCAGUGAGGAAGAUGGGUUUGGUACGAGUCCUUUUCGACAUUUGAAGUUGGAAAAUUGGGAAGAUCACAUCAUGAAUCCACCUAUAAGGGUUCCUGUUGUUGAUGUGAAACGAGAGGCCGCCCGAAGUAGCCAACUAUACGGUCAUAAAGAUGAUGAAUUUCAAGCUUCUAGACAUUCUUGGUCAUCUAAAGUCAUGCCAGUUUCAUCCCCGAGGUCUUGUAUAACAAGUUCAAACAGUAACGUUUUGGAUUUCUCUAGUAAGAAGGCAGAUGGGAAGUCCAGGAAUCAACAUCCAGAUCAUUCAUCUGAGUGUAACAGCACAGUUCUUGGUGGAUUAUCUAAGAAGGCUAGGGUCCAAACCUCUUCAGCCCAACCAUCUCUAAAGGUGAGAAAGGAGAAGCUUGGUGAUAGAAUAACGGCCCUUCACCAACUUGUAUCCCCAUUUGGAAAGACUGACACUGCUUCUGUCUUGUUAGAAGCUAUUGGGUAUAUCAGAUUCCUUCAGGGUCAAAUUGAGGCACUUAGCUCCCCGUACUUGGGCACUGUAUCAGGAAGCAUGAGGCACCAGCAGUCUUUCUUGAACGACAAUUGCUUGAAAAGAAGAGGAGCGUCUGUGCUGGAUGAUGGGGAUCGACCCAAGGACUUAAGGAGUAGAGGGUUGUGCUUGAUUCCUGUGUCUUGCACACAUCAUGUUAUCAUUGGAGGCGAUAUCGGAGCUGAUUACUGGGCUUCAGCUCUUGGCGGGGGAUUUUGAAAAGGGGAUUCUUUGGCUGCUGGAUGAUGAAGCUUUCAUGGAAUGAUAUAACAUCACGAGCAGUCAUUCUGCUAGUUUCUGCUAGUUUAAGGUUGACUGCUCAUGAAGCUAUGCAUUCUAGGAAGUGAUCAAGAACAUAACUGAGCUAGCAUAAUCGUACAUGUAUACGAUGAGAAGCUAGUCUAUCUGUAAUUUAUAUAAAACUGAAGUUCAAUUAGCUCCAUUGAUCAUCUAAAUUACUACUGAUUGCAGCCCUAGCUUCUUCUUUUGUCCAUGAAGGAAGAAGCAAUAGGUCAUAUUUAGCUUAGGACAAGCUUGAAAAAAACUCAAAUUAAGUUUAACUUCAAUGACUACUAUGUAGUACCACGUGUAAUGAUUUAAUAUUCUAGUCACACUCUCAAUCU